AUGAAUUCGUGCUGGUCCCCUCUGCUCACCCGCCUUUGCCCAGCCCUGCAGCGCACGGUCCUGUGGCUCUGGAACCAAACCUGUCUGCAGCAUCCCCUCAUCCCCGCAUCCCCGCAUCCCAGCAUCCCCUCAUCCCCUCAUCCCAGCAUCCCCUCAUCCCCGCAUCCCCACAUCCACGCAUCCCCAUAUCCCAGUAUCCCCGCAUCCUCUCAUCCCAGCAUCCCCACAUCCCCUCAUCCCAGCAUCCCCUCAUCCCCGCAUGCCCUCAUCCCAGCAUCCCCGCAUCCCCGCAUCCCCUCAUCCCAGCAUCCCCUCAUCCCAGCAUCCCCUCAUCCCCGCAUCCCCGCAUCCCCUCAUCCCAGCAUCCCCGCAUCCCCGCAUCCCCGCAUCCCCUCAUCCCCGCAUCCCCGCAUCCCCGCAUCCCUUCAUCCCAGCAUCCCCGCAUCCCGGCAUCCCCUCAUCCCAGCAUCCCCUCAUCCCCGCAUCCCCGCAUCCCCGCAUCCCCGCAUCCCCUCAUCCCAGCAUCCCCGCAUCCCCGCAUCCCCUCAUCCCAGCAUCCCCUCAUCCCCGCAUCCCCGCAUCCCCUCAUCCCAGCAUCCCCGCAUCCCCUCAUCCCAGCAUCCCCGCAUCCCCGCAUCCCCUCAUCCCAGCAUCCCCGCAUCCCCGCAUCCCCGCAUCCCCUCAUCCCCGCAUCCCCGCAUCCCCUCAUCCCAGCAUCCCCGCAUCCCGGCAUCCCCUCAUCCCGGCAUCCCCACAUCCCCUCAUCCCCGCAUCCCCUCAUCCCAGCAUCCCCUCAUCCCCACAUCCCCGCAUCCCCUCAUCCCAGCAUCCCCGCAUCCCCGCAUCCCCGCAUCCCAGCAUCCCCGCAUCCCCGCAUCCCCUCAUCCCAGCAUCCCCGCAUCCCCACAUCCCCUCAUCCCAGCAUCCCCGCAUCCCCGCAUCCCCGCAUCCCAGCAUCCCCGCAUCCCCGCAUCCCCUCAGCCCAGCAUCCCCGCAUCCCCGCAUCCCGGCAACCCCGCAUCCCCUCAUCCCCUCAUCCCAGCAUCCCCUCAUCCCCUCAUCCCAGCAUCCCCUCAUCCCAGCAUCCCCGCAUCCCCUCAUCCCAGCAUCCCCGCAUCCCCGCAUCCCCUCAUCCCAGCAUCCCCGCAUCCCCGCAUCCCCUCAUCCCAGCAUCCCCGCAUCCUCUCAUCCCAGCAUCCCCACAUCCCCGCAUCCCCACAUCACCGUAUCCCAGCAUCCCCGCAUCCCCGCAUCCCCUCAUCCCAGCAUCCCCGCAUCCCCGCAUCCCCAUAUCCCAGCAUCCCCACAUCCCCUCAUCCCAGCAUCCCCGCAUCCCGGCAUCCCCGCAUCCCCACAUCCCCUCAUCCCAGCAUCCCCGCAUUCCCGCAUCCCCGUAUCCCGGCAUCCCCGCAUCCCCGCAUCCCCACAUCCCCUCAUCCCAGCAUCCCCGCAUCCCCUCAUCCCAGCAUCCCCUCAUCCCAGCAUCCCCUCAUCCCCUCAUCCCAGCAUCCCCUCAUCCCCUCAUCCCAGCAUCCCCACAUCCCAGCAUCCCCCAUCCCCACAUCCCCGCAUCCCCGCAUCCCCGCAUCCCAGCAUCCCCGCAUCCCCGCAUCCCCUCAUCCCAGCAUCCCCGCAUCCCCGCAUCCCGGCAACCCCGCAUCCCCUCAUCCCCUCAUCCCAGCAUCCCCGCAUCCCCUCAUCCCAGCAUCCCCGCAUCCCCGCAUCCCCUCAUCCCAGCAUCCCCGCAUCCCCGCAUCCCCAUAUCCCAGCAUCCCCGCAUCCUCUCAUCCCAGCAUCCCCACAUCCCCGCAUCCCCACAUCACCGUAUCCCAGCAUCCCCGCAUCCCUGCAUCCCCACAUCCCCUCAUCCCAGCAUCCCCGCAUCCCGGCAUCCCCGCAUCCCCACAUCCCCUCAUCCCAGCAUCCCCUCAUCCUAGCAUCCCCGCAUCCCAGCAUCCCCUCAUCCCAGCAUCCCCACAUCCCCGCAUCCCCGCAUCCCAGCAUCCCCGCACCACGGGCACCCAGCCACACCGUCAAGGCCCUGUCUACACCAAGGAGGGAAGGAAACAGCAGGCGCUGCCGACCGUGGCCGGGCGGCAACAGGUGGACUCCGGCCCAGGUCCCCCGGCCUCUGUCCUGCUCCCCUCCUGCUCCUACGUGGUCCCGAGGAUGCCCCGCAACCCGUAA
Messenger RNA from Balaenoptera ricei (Rice's whale), 2187 nucleotides. RefSeq names its product proteoglycan 4-like. The transcript has 5 exons. The coding region runs from base 1 to 2187 and encodes 728 amino acids. The record is from RefSeq and is a predicted model, not a curated record. Lineage: Eukaryota; Metazoa; Chordata; Mammalia; Artiodactyla; Balaenopteridae.